Messenger RNA from Striga asiatica, 989 nucleotides. Lineage: Eukaryota; Viridiplantae; Streptophyta; Magnoliopsida; Lamiales; Orobanchaceae. The record is from the annotation of a GenBank genome assembly.
UGUGAAGCUCUAAUUGGCUUAAAGUGGCGUCGCUGCGUUGGAGCCUCAUUUUUAACUUUUUUUUGCUUACAUGGAAAAUUAUAUAUGUUAAUUAUUUAUAACUGCUCAGCUCAUGUAUUAUUCAUGUAAGUGGAGGCGAAGGAAAAAAAAAAACAAUUCCCCGCAUUAAUUUCAGCGUAGAGAAACAGAUCUAUAUCAAAUUUCUGCUAAAUGAGGUCCAGUUUGGCGUUAAUUUUAGCUUUGGCAUGUCUUCUUUUCGCAUGCAUUACAAUCGGUUCCGCAAAGAAAUCUGGGGAUGUGGCGGAUUUGCAGAUCGGUGUGAAGUACAAGCCCAAGAUUUGCGAUGUUCAAGCUCACAAAGGCGACAAGGUCAAAGUACAUUACAGGGGAAAGCUAACAGAUGGAACCGUUUUCGAUUCCAGCUUUGAAAGGGGGGAUCCAAUUGAAUUUGAACUUGGUAGUGGUCAAGUGAUUAAAGGGUGGGACCAAGGACUGCUUGGGAUGUGCUUGGGAGAGAAAAGGAAGUUGAAAAUUCCUUCUAAACUUGGUUAUGGAGAAAACGGAUCCCCACCUACAAUUCCAGGAGGUGCGACCCUCAUUUUCGACACCGAGUUGGUUGGAGUCAAUGGGAAAAUGUUGACCAAUGAGAAAUCAGACAAUGAACUAUAAAUGCGGAAGAAUAGCUAAGGUCCACACUGGGAUUGAUGAGUUAUGGGUAGUAGUAGGUUUUCGAGCUUUCUUUAUUUCUCCUUGUUGGUGCUUUUUGUAACAUCCUUUGAGAUCCAUUAUGGAUUGAUAAUUGUGUUUUAUGUUUUAUGGAUUACUGUUCCAAACUUGUUCUAUUUUAUGAUAAUGGUGAACAUUUAAUCAGAGCUUUUUAGAUUGAUCGAAUAUUGGCGAUUCUUGUGAGUAUAUAUGCUUUAGCUGGAAGUGAUUGUGGGAGUAAAAGGAAGAAACUGUCUAAUAAACACACAAAAAUGUUUGGCGAA